This is a messenger RNA of Cydia pomonella (codling moth), 2226 nucleotides long. It is a transcript of the gene pofut2, whose product is annotated as GDP-fucose protein O-fucosyltransferase 2. Lineage: Eukaryota; Metazoa; Arthropoda; Insecta; Lepidoptera; Tortricidae. Bases 132 to 1322 code for a protein of 396 amino acids. The transcript has a single exon. Gene Ontology annotation, biological process: protein O-linked glycosylation via fucose. Gene Ontology annotation, molecular function: peptide-O-fucosyltransferase activity. The record is from RefSeq and is a predicted model, not a curated record.
CCGAACGAAGUAAACAAAACUGACAGUUCAUAUUAAAAAAGAAAACAUAACCUUUUAUAAGUAAAUAGUUUUCAGGAAUUUGUUUUUUCUAUCACGUAUUGAAUGAAAUAGGUACUCCAUUCAAAUAAAAAAUGGUGUUUAUUUGCGUCUUCCUUAUUAAUCUGCUAUUUGCUGCUGCUCAAGACUCAGGCUACUGUGAUGCUUCCUCAAAAAGUUGCGAUCUCAAAGUAGACGAACAAAAACUCAUUUUCUAUGAUGUAAAUCCACCAGAAGGUUUUAAUUUACGUCGUGAUGUUUACAUGAGAUUCGCUAUAAUGCUUGCCGAAGCCCAGAAGCAUGGAAAACGGAAUGACUGGCAGUUAGUUUUGCCACCUUGGUAUCAUUUAUACCAUUGGAAAAUAUCACGCAAACCGACUCCAUGGGGCCAUUUUUUCGACUUGAACUCUCUUAAAUCGUACGCCCCCGUAACCGAAAUGUACGAGGUGAUGAGUAGAACUCCCAAACUAACCAUUGACAGAUUGUAUAUACUUCAAAACUUCGAAGAUGCGUUUGAAGGUGGCAAUUUUAAAGAAAAAUGGGAAAUUAGUAAAGACGAAUGUUACUACGAAGGCUUUUGGGGCUAUAACAAUAUAACUGUUAAAGAGAAGGUUUGCGUUAAAUUUCAAGGGAAAAUUUCAAAAUUAUGGGAGCUUGUACAACUCCAUUCGAAGGACACAAAAAUAAUGUUUUCACACGGAGAAAUACCAUUACACGACUCUUAUGGUACAAAAAGUUUUUGGGACUGCAGAUGGAGCAUGAAAUUUAACAAUAAACUCAUCAAAAUUGCAACAAAAUAUAUGGCAGAUAACUUGAAUUGUUAUACAACACAAUGCUCCACAUAUUUAAGCAUACACUGGAGAAGGCAAGACUUUAUUUACGGUAGAAAAGAUUUUGUCCCAUCUAUUGAGGGUACAGCUAAACAAAUAGACAAAGCAAUCAAAACCAACAAUUUAAAGAUUGAUAAAAUCUUCAUAGCCACUGAUGCAUAUAAAUCAGAAAUAGAAAAACUGGAAGAGCAAUUGAAAAUACUUAAUUACAAGCCUUUUCUGUACAUACCUACUAGAAAAGACAUAGAAUUGCAUGGAGAUGGGGGAAUAGCGAUAAUAGACCAAAUAAUAUGUUCCCGGAGUUCAUAUUUUAUAGGAACUCAUGAAAGUACUUUCUCAUUCCGCAUUCAAGAAGAAAGAGAGAUCUUGGGGUUUGAUAGUCAAACAACAUUUAACCGUUUCUGCCCAGACAAGGGAAAAUGUGAUAAGCCAUCAAAGUGGACUAUUGUGUAUUAAUAUUAAUAAAUUAACAAGGAUUUAAGAGACAAAACAGGAUAUACUGAUGUAACAUACAAAACAAAACAACUGAAAUGGAAGUGGGCUGGACAUACUAUUAGAGGAGAUAAAUGGAGUAAAAUUUUAACACUAUGGCAUCCUAGAGGACAUAAAAGAAACAGAGGUAGGCAAUUUAACACAAUCACUGCCUCACACCUGGUGGGCGCUCGUGUACUUUGUUCAGAUGCCGGACAACCCGCUGGGCGGGUUGUUUUGUACGCAGCUAUAGACCACCGGUUUCUGGGGUAGUGCGCCGUUUUUUGAAGGACUAAAACAUGGACCAGAUUAGUGCAAAAUAAGGAAGAGUGGAGAAGAUUGGGGGAGGCCUUUGCCCAAAGGCACACAGAUUCAGUUAUUGUAGAUUAAGGAAAACUAUAGAUACAGUAAAAAAAUGUAUUUCUGAUAUGAGGCUAUAAAUAAAAUAAAUAAAUAAAUUAAUACAUUCACUGCCAAGAACACAUAUGUGUGUUCAUUUUGUAUUGGAAAUGGGAUGCUUGGUACUGAUAGUGUUAACACACCAUGGAAUGUCUGCAUAAUCUUGACAUGUCCACUGUGGGAGGACCUUGGAAAAUCCCAUGCAAAGUAUGCUUUAUUACAAGUUUCACUACUUGCUGCAGUGAAGGUGAUAAUGGCAAGCAAGCUGUAUUUAUCAUAUUAAUACAUAAGCAAAAAUAAGAUAUGCAACCAAGUACAUAAUUUAGAGGAUGUUACAUAAUAUUGAAGACAGAAGAAAUGAUUUGUACCUAAUAUUAUAUUUUUUCUUUAAUGUAAAUCAUGAUUUCUCAUAAGUGCCAUAUUAAUUUACUUAUUUUUAUCAUAGAUCUGUAAGUUUACACUAUUACGAAAUAAAGUCUUUUUUUAUUUU